Messenger RNA from Caenorhabditis remanei, 687 nucleotides. RefSeq lists its product as uncharacterized. Bases 1 to 687 code for a protein of 228 amino acids. The transcript has 5 exons. Gene Ontology annotation, cellular component: mitochondrion; mitochondrial small ribosomal subunit. Gene Ontology annotation, molecular function: structural constituent of ribosome. Gene Ontology annotation, biological process: mitochondrial translation. The record is from RefSeq and is a predicted model, not a curated record. Lineage: Eukaryota; Metazoa; Nematoda; Chromadorea; Rhabditida; Rhabditidae.
AUGUCCUCGAAUUUAAUUCGAUUCGUUGGUAAUCACGACAUCGCUUCAGAAGGGAAAUUUCUCUUUGAAAUUCUCUCUCAGCUUCGCAAUUUUGGCGUUGGUCGCCUCGUAACGAAGAACGAAUGGGCUCGAAAAUGGCCGAACAAUCCAUCUUAUAUGAAGAUUCUCCGGGCUGAACCAGGAAUGGAUCGAUGGUUGUUCGAGGGAAAAAUUUACGCAGAAUGGGUUUUCAGAGGAAAGAAUUUAGGAGUUUACGAAUUUUCAAAAGAUUUGAACAGAAGUGACUGGCAGCUGGUUCAUAAACAUCAAGAAAAAUCAUACACGUCUUGCUCGACACCAAUGCAAGAACUCGUACUUCCUGAUUCAUUCCCACUUCCACCCCUUCAAGUUCAUUUGUCACAGAAAAGUGCUCGAAAGAACGGAAUGGAUGAGAAAAGUGUGUCGAGAAGAGCGCCACUUUUGCUCAGCAUCGAUCCAGAAUUCCAACAUUUGAAACCAUUCAUCAAACAGGAAGCUCCGGAGGCAAAUAGUUCAUCAAUUUAUGAAGAGAUUGACAAAAAUACAUUGCUGGACCUCUACGGAAAUGAAUUACCUGUGAAGGUAGAAGCAUGGAAUGUCGGACCAGCAGUCUUCCAGCCACGAUUCAAUGCCACAACAAUGCGAGUCAAAGAACAACCGACAAAGUGA